AUGAGAUUUCAAUUAAGCGUUUUUUGUUUAACACUUAAGUUCAUUUGUUAUUUAUCAACGGGCGUUAAUAGAUGUGACAAUGACUACGAAGAAUCACGUCCUAGAAGACAUUAUGAAACAUUACAUAGAAAGACUUUACUCAGACCAACUGCCUCCGAAAUAACCAUUGCGAUAUCGGAAUCAAAUGUUGCUCGAGGAAUUCAAGUUGAACACUUACAACAGUUCUUCUAUGCUGGACAGUAUCCAAUUGAUUUCAUUCGGCUAUUGGACACGUACAAGACAUUGAGUUACGAGCCCAUUCAUUUCAGCAGUGGCGAGAUAACAACACUGACCUCAAAUUAUAAUGAUGGAUCAAAAACCAAUAAAAUUCUUACUCAACUUAAAUUCUAUCGUAAAAUACAAGAAAUACAGUGCACGAAUAGUGUACUUUUGAAGUUUAGCAUACCGAAAGUCGGAAGUUCUUUGGACGUUAUUGUCAAAUACGUGUACAAUAUGAUAGAAAUGUCGUACAGAGGGAAAUUCGUAGUGAGCGCAUGGCUUUGGGAACUGUAUAGACAACUAUUAGACAUGAAAAAUUUGAUGUUAACAACCCAAAAGUUUCUAGAAGAACACUUACCGGAACUUAUCGUUACCCUACAAAAAUUGAUAAGGUUGUGUCGUAAAAAUAAAUACUUAAUGAAAAGGUUUGAUUACACUUUAAAUGAUUACAACGAGAAAUCUAGUCGACUUCUACAGUUUGAUACAUUUUUAAAAAUGUAUGACGAAAAAUAUCAACGAUUUCCAGAGAAGUCUGAAAGUUAUAAUUUCCCUAUUGUUGUCAACCAUUUGUUGAUGACUAAAAUGUUUUGGUUUCCACAAAUUUUCGACGAAAUCUCUGGCCUUGCCUAUAAUUGGAAAAUUACACACGAUAUAUUGGAAAAGGAAAUGACAAAUAUCAAAAGUGAACUCCGGAAGGGAGAAUGUGACAUAUAUAACAUGGAUGAGACGGGUAUAACCACUGUCCAAAAACCAAACAAAAUUGUUGCACGUAGAGGUUUUAAACAAAUUGGCAGAAUAACGUCGGCAGAAAGAGGCACACUUGUGACGUUAGCCUUUGCAGUUACAGCAUUAGACAAUCACGACUCACAUUUAUCUAUAGAGGACCUGAAUUACUCUAAAGAAAAUGGAAUUACAAUUCUAUCAUUUCCCCCUCAUUGUUCUCAUAAAUUACAGCCCUUAGAUAGGAGUGUGUAUGGACCCCUGAAAAAAUAUAUUAGUACGGCUUUUGACUCAUGGAUGGUGAACAAUCCUGGUAAAACCAUGACGAUUUAUGAAAUUCCUGAAAUGGUGAAACAGGCAUUGCCAUUAGCAGCUACACCAAAUAAUAUUACAGCUGGUUUUACAGUCAGUGCUACUCAAGAACUAAACAAAGAUCUUGAUCUAAUGCCUUCUACAUCCAGUCAGGUGUAUAAUAUUCAAGAGUUAGAAUCUAAUAGCCCUGUUAUUCAACAAGUUGAAAAUAUUGUAGUGUCAAUACCAGCAGUAGCUUCUACUUCAAAUACUCAAAAUGAAAAAAUUAUACAAAAAUCUCCUGAAGACAUAAGACCACUGCCUAAAGCUGGUGCUAGAAAACAAGGAAGACAACAUCCGAGAAAAAGGUGUACGGCAAUUUUGACUGAUACUCCAGAAAAGGACAAGCUAGAAGCAAGAAAAAAAUGUCAAAUAAUAACCAACCGACAGUUGUCCGAAAGUUUGGCUAACACAUUAAACCGAAAUGUCAAAUUCCGUGUAUCUCAAGGACUGUUGGGUUUACUUCUGGGAAUCGAAAGAACGACUUGUCUUUUGGAAGACAGGCAAGUUCUACCGGAAAGGGCGAGACAGAUAGGCUGUGAAUUCUAUUUUUGUGAUAUAAACGAAGCUAUGAAAAAUAUUUUACGUUGCUGA
Molecule: messenger RNA, 1923 nt
Organism: Adelges cooleyi (spruce gall adelgid)
Lineage: Eukaryota; Metazoa; Arthropoda; Insecta; Hemiptera; Adelgidae
Exons: 6
Coding region: 1-1923 (640 amino acids)
Molecular function (GO): nucleic acid binding
Source: RefSeq, a predicted model, not a curated record